Molecule: messenger RNA, 2652 nt
Organism: Dujonia railenensis
Lineage: Eukaryota; Fungi; Ascomycota; Pichiomycetes; Serinales; Debaryomycetaceae
Source: the annotation of a GenBank genome assembly
AUGGGGCUCGAUAGGAACCAGCUACUAAAGGUAUAUACCACUCGACUUGUGAAUUCGUUGGUGCCCGAGGAAUUCGGAGAAGAAUAUAUAAACUCCAUCUCCAAUGAGUUGUACAUGCACAUUGUAAACAGACCAGCCGGCAAUGAGCACGACGUCGGCUCGUUCGAGGGCACAUUGUCACAAUUCAAGCGCUUUUUCUUCAGUCAGGGAAGGUCGCAUGAUUGGGUGAGAUUCCAGGAUGUGGUCGACAAGUUGAUGCGAGCCAAGACUGUGGACCAGGUGGAGAAGUACUUGGUGUUCUUCAAUGGAUUGAUGGAGAGCAGCGACUUCAGCGCGAUCCAGUCUUCUCCUUACCGGCAAGCUCCAGGCGAUAGGGUGGGACCAACAGCGGUGACAGCAACUACAACGGGAGGUAGCCCGCUACAAGGAGGUACCUUUUCAGCGAUAGAAGGUGGAAGAAGCUUAGGCAGCUGGCAGGGCCAUGAUUCUGCCGUACAUGCAAGCCCUCCACCACCCAAUGCCACUCUUCAACAGCAUAUAUUGCCUUACUAUACCUCACUAGACGAGCAGACCAUCAUAACGUAUCUAUCUUACACAUUACUAGGGAUAGACUCCAAAAUAUUCACAUUCACACCCACCGGUACCAACAGCUUCUCGGUACAAUUGUCGUCCAGCAUAAAUCAUUCAUACUCGGGGCUCCUCCACAACAUUCUUGAACCAGCAUUGAUCUACAAGAAAUUGUCUCUGGCUGUUUCGAACGACAGUAUCACUAAUUCGUCGUCUUCUCCCAUCAAAACUGCAUUUCUCAGAUCAUUGGAGUUUCAUUUAAACCAGUACACAACGCAAGUAAACAAGAUAUUCCAGUCAACCUCAUCUCAGAGUUCCACUUUGCUUUCGAUAUACCGUCAGUUGAAUCCCCUAACUUCCAAAUUGCGGAUCUUGUAUACUAUCCAUACCAAUUACUUCCCCUUGAAGGGAAGUGAAUUCCUCUCUAAAGUGUAUGCAUUCAGCAAAUUUGGAGACUUGAAUAUCAAACAGUUUGCAACUAGCUUGCUAGUGGAGGUAGCUAAACCUUACUAUGAAAUUUUGGAGACUUGGAUCCUAAAGGGAGAGCUAAUUGAUAAUUCCAACGAAGAAUUCUUCAUUUCAUAUGAUUUUGAAGGUGAUAAUAUAAACGAUAUAAUCCAGUUCAGACCUGAGAGGAUACCGAAUGAGACAUUUCUUAAUUUCAAGAAGGAAUUGGGAGUGAAGAUCUACCAAAUUGGUAAGAUGUUGAUCUUUUUAGAGAAGUACUGUAAGGAACUAGAAUGGGUUAAUGAAUUUGGAAUAAAGUAUGCACAUAGAGUUCGUUCUACACUUCAAAGGAUGACGCCUAACCAAUUCACGUCGCUUAUUCUCGAUCAAUAUAAUGAGCUCUUAGGAUAUUUUACAUUUUUAAUCCAGGGUAAGUAUCAACUUUUCAACCAUUUACAGAACUUCAAAACAUUUUUGCUUAUGAACUCCAAUGAUUUUAUAGAGUCAUUAAUUGAAAAUGGAAUGAAAGUGUUCAACGAGCCUGCUAAUUCAUUGACGACAAGUCAGUUGACCAAGGUUUUGGUAGACUCUAUAAACUCGUCGUCUAUUCGAAACUUGAAUCUUGAGUACCAAGAGAGAUUGGAUGCUAGAAUUCUUAAUCUUAAUAACGGCAAUGGGAAUGGAUCCAUUGGAUGGGAAGUUUUCACUUUAGAGUACAAGAUCAAUGACUUACCCAUUGAGCAUAUUUUAAAUUACAAAAGUGGUCUAUUGGGUUAUUUAAAGAUGUUUAAUUUUCUCUGGAAAUUGAAGAACUUGAACUACUUACUCAAUGCUGGGUACAUUGAAAGUUCAAGGUUGAUGAAAGAUGACUUGAGGAAUUUGAACAGGAGAUACAAUAAGUUGAGAAGAAUUAACGGUGCCAAUACUAGCAUAAGAGAUAAGAAAAUUAUAUGGAUUGUCAAAUCAUUUAGACUGAUUUGUCUCAUUAGAAAUCAAUUCACCAAAUUUUUUAAUGUGUUGAUUAAAUAUUUAUCCAUUGAUGUUAUCGAUGAGUCAUUUAAUGAAAUGAUUACUAAAAAAAUGAAGAAAUCAGAAACAAGGAGAAGAACAAAUAGGGGAGAGAGCACAAACGAGUCGAUUGUGAAACCUACAUCGAGUUUUAUGAAGCAGAUCUCGGCAUCCAUUGAAAGCCAAUACGAGCUUCAAGCCGAAUUUCAAGAUUGUGACUCGGUGGAGCUUACAAUAGAUGAUUUGAUCCACAUACAUACAGCAUACUUGCAAAAAAUCAUUGGGUGCAAAUUGUUGAAUGAAAAUGAAAUUGGUUCAAUUUCUGGAGAAUCAUUGAUUUUACAAAUUUAUGACUUUCUUGAUAUCACAUUCCAUUUCAUAAAGGGAGCAGAAGAGUUUGAAAGUUUGAUAAUAAAGUACAUAUCACUCUUGAGUAUUGAUGAAAGAGGAGAAGAGUAUAUGGAUGAAGACUUCGAUGAGGAUUUGGUUGAAUUGGAGGAAAAUUUGAAAAAUAUCAUGGAUAAGACUUGCCGUGAGUUAUACUUCCAGACCUUUAAACCCAAAUUGGAUUUGUUUACAAGGGACUUGAGAAGUACAUUAGAGCUUAGAGAGUUGAGUAGGUUAUUUUAA